AUGGUGGGUGAUAUCUGUUGUGACAUCGUGCCUGCGCCGUACGGCCUUAAGCUGCGAUACUUUAUUCUUAACUACCAAACUGAAAGCUCUCCUGCCUCUGUGUCGUGGGGCUCCGGUACAGCCUGGAGAAGAAAGACCCUCAGUGUGCAGGAGGCUCAGAGGAGGUGGGCCGCUCAGCUGACAGGACGGGUGGAGGGAGGAGACGGAGCAACCUGGGUGUUCCAUGAGAGCGGACCUCAGCACUGUUUUGCUUUCUAA
Messenger RNA from Knipowitschia caucasica, 258 nucleotides. The record is from the annotation of a GenBank genome assembly. NCBI's taxonomy places the organism in Eukaryota, Metazoa, Chordata, Actinopteri, Gobiiformes, Gobiidae.